Molecule: messenger RNA, 1401 nt
Organism: Plutella xylostella (diamondback moth)
Lineage: Eukaryota; Metazoa; Arthropoda; Insecta; Lepidoptera; Plutellidae
Biological process (GO): protein ubiquitination
Molecular function (GO): ubiquitin-protein transferase activity; zinc ion binding
Source: RefSeq, a predicted model, not a curated record
CACAACAAAACUGACAAUAAUAAAAAUAUCAAAAACAUUUUACUAUCCUUGCUAAAGAUACUAUUUUCAUAAUUAAUGUUAUUUUUAUUUAACACACUAAUGUAACACUGUAAGUACUCAUGGAUGAUAAACAGGAAAGUGAAGAUAAGAAAGACGACGAAUCAACAAACUCUCAGGACGCCACUUAUGAAAAAAAGAACAGUGAACAGUAUAUCAAAAGAAUAAAGGAUAUAGGGCUAUGUCCUAUGCAAGAUGGAGCAGGACCUUCGAAGGCUAACGAAUCAUUACCAGGCAGCACUCAAACAGUACCGAAAACCUUCUUGAUAAAACCUGGACUCUCUAAAUCUGAGCAAAACAUCCGGCACAUAUUCACGACAGAAUAUGUCUCUGACGCUAUCAGAGUCGCCCGCGAUAACAUCAAACUCCACAAAACUGAUGAUCCCCUGGUCAAGAAUCAAAAAGACAUACCAGCAGCUUUAGAACUUAGUGAUCUUGUCGUUUCCAUAUGCAGCAAACUUGGGCCUUUCAACGAAAUAUCUGUAACUGGAGUCAACAAUGUUACGUUGGUUGAUGAAAACGUAGAUUGCAGUUCUAUUGUAACUAAUAAUUUGGUACAAACUGAUAUUGGAUUGAAGGUUGUGAACCAAGUGAUAGUCACGCAUCCAGAGGAACCGAAGAUACCUAAAUAUGAGCCUGAUGCUGCUAGCAAGAAGAAGGAUGGAUCGUUAGCAUCAGAUUUUCCGACGCAAAGAGAUUCGCUUUCCAGCAUCGGAUCUAAUGUGUGCAGGAUCUGUAUGACGAAGGGUAGAGAGAGGCUAAUAUCGCCGUGCAACUGCAAGGGUUCUCUGGCGAAUGUCCACCUGACGUGUCUGGAGCGCUGGCUGAACCAGGUCGGGAGAAACCACUGCGAGCUAUGUGGAUACAGCUACCCCGCCAUAAGAACGCCGCGGUACACGGUGCUGCAAGCGUUGCGCCUGUGGUUCGGCAAUCCAAGGAAUCGCAGCCAUUUGCAGUCGGACUGCCUGAUAUUCUGGCUGCUAUCCACCGUGACAGCCGGCCUUCUCGCGGUGUGUGUCGUCGGAACACAGUAUUUUGUCAUCGAGGGGACAAAAUACGGUAAGCACGGCCUCAGGAAGCAGAAUGAAGGCAUAUCCCACCGGAUCACCGAAACCGCCAUGGACUUCUUCAUGGCCCUAGUGCUCUGUGGCUACUCUGUGACGGUCUACCUUCUGUGGAAGGACCACUACGUCAUGUGGAACCGGUGGAGACGAGCCAACGUCAACGUGCGUCUCUUACUGGGACCUGAUGCGACGCCUGUGCCGUUUGUGCCGCGGCCGAACUACCAUGUCGUGUGAACGAAGUUCUGUUUAGUUGAAAUAAAGUUAUUCUGUGCUGUUUUUA